Messenger RNA from Rasamsonia emersonii CBS 393.64, 1173 nucleotides. RefSeq lists its product as uncharacterized. The coding region runs from base 1 to 1173 and encodes 390 amino acids. The record is from RefSeq and is a predicted model, not a curated record. Lineage: Eukaryota; Fungi; Ascomycota; Eurotiomycetes; Eurotiales; Trichocomaceae. The transcript is spliced from 4 exons.
AUGGUGUUGAGCCCGGCUUUUGCGGAGAGUUUCAAGCGAGAGACAUGGGCUUUGUACAGUAUUGGAAUUCUAGGAGCCGUGCUUCGAUUUGUUGCAAGAAUUCGACGACUCGGCAUACGAAACCUCCAGACGGAUGAUUACUUGAUGUGUUUCGGUGUGGUGUGGUACACGAUCUUAUGUGUCGCCCUCAAUGAGGUCGCAUCCGGAGGAGGAUCGAAUUUGAUGACGCCCCAGGAUAUUGCGGCCUUGACGCCAGCAAUCCACGCAGAGAGAGUGCGAGGGAGUAAAUGGGUGUUCGUCUCCGAGCACGCCUUUAUCCUGACCAUCUGGAGUUUUAAGGCCUGCAUGCUUGUGAUCUAUGCCCGCAUCACAGAUGGACUCCGGCAAAAACGUCUGGUCAAUUAUUGUGCUAUCUACGUCGGCCUCGGGUUCGUCGGCACUGAGCUCGGCUUGUUCCUCACCUGCCUUCCGCUGUCCAACUACUGGGCUGUUCCAACUCCGAAUCCGCAAUGCUCCACUUAUCAACACUAUGAGAUCAUCCAGGCCUGUUUCGCGAUUACGGCCGAUAUCUUCAUGUUGCUCGUCUCAAUUCCGCUCAUUCUCAAGAUCCGCGUUCCUCUGAAGCAGAAAUUGAUAUUAGUUCUUCUGUUCGGCAUGGGGAUCUUCGUCAUCGUGGCCGCCGUGUUGACCAAGAUUUACUGUCUCGUCCCGAGUCUGAUUUCAUACAUCUACAUGAACUGGUACUUCCGAGAGGCGACCGUUGCCAUUCUGGUCACCAACCUGCCGCUGGUCUGGUCGCUCCUCCGCGACGUCUUCCCCGGUCUGAAGAGCUGGACGGGCGGUUCGAAAAAGACGUCUGAUCGGUACCAUACAUACGGUGCCUGGAGUACUAAAGGGACCGGCCCUCGUAGUCAAUACGGGCCAGGGAGCCGAGUGCGAUCCACCUACGAUAUGCAGGACUUGGAGCAGAUGCCUCAAAAGGAGUCGGGUUCCGUCAGUAUGCGUCAGAGUGAUGAACGCGGGGACAUGAGCAGCGACGAGGGUUCUGCUCGCGCCCUCCGCAUCCGACAAGAGAUUACAGUGACGGUGGAACAUGAUAACCGAGAGUCGGGGGUGCCUUCACAACUGUGGGUAUCGGAGGGGCACGCCACGCCUCGAUCCAAGACGCCUUAG